Molecule: messenger RNA, 2120 nt
Organism: Notothenia coriiceps (black rockcod)
Lineage: Eukaryota; Metazoa; Chordata; Actinopteri; Perciformes; Nototheniidae
Gene: slc10a2
Product: solute carrier family 10 member 2
Exons: 8
Coding region: 149-1270 (373 amino acids)
Biological process (GO): bile acid and bile salt transport
Cellular component (GO): apical plasma membrane
Molecular function (GO): bile acid:sodium symporter activity
Source: RefSeq, a predicted model, not a curated record
UUCAGACCACAUUCUUUAUGUUUGUGUCUUCUUCUUGGAACACAUUUAUCAUUACCUGUUUCCUGCUAAAGGCUCACACUCUUCGGUCGGACCCUCAGAAGAUUGGGAGCCACUGCUUAUCUUCUUGUGCUGCCGUGCAUUGUCCACAAUGUCCGUAUUAAAAACUGCAGCGCCCACCGGCUGCGAGCCUCUGGCCGCGGUGUGUUCAGGGGCAAACUGCCUCGUUCCUCUCGAUAGCUUCAAUGAGAAGCUGAGCCUGGCGAUGAGCAUCGUGCUCACCGUGAUGCUCGCCAUGGUCAUGUUCUCCAUGGGCUGCACUGUGGACGCCUCCAAGCUGUGGGGCCACAUCAAGAGACCCUGGGGCAUCUUCAUCGGCUUCCUCUGCCAGUUUGGCAUCAUGCCUUUCACAGCCUUCGCCUUAUCCACGGCCUUCAACGUGCUGCCUGUGCAGGCCAUCGUCAUCAUCAUCAUGGGCUGCUGUCCCGGUGGCUCCGGCUCCAACGUCAUCUGCUACUGGCUGGAUGGAGACAUGGACCUGAGUAUCAGUAUGACCGCCUGCUCCUCCAUCCUGGCCUUGGGGAUGAUGCCUCUCUGUCUGCUCAUAUACACCGCCACCUGGACCUCCACAGGAAGCAUCCAGAUCCCAUACGACAGUAUUGGUAUCACUCUAGUUUCCCUUCUCGUCCCAACCGGUCUGGGAAUGCUUGUUAAACGGAAGUGGCCCCAAUAUGCAAAAAAAAUCCUGAAGGUGGGGUCCUUUGCAGGCUUUGCUCUUAUUCUCAUCAUAGCUGUGGUUGGAGGAAUUCUCUACCAGUCCUCCUGGGACAUUGAUCCAUCCUUAUGGAUUAUUGGAACUAUCUACCCCUUCAUUGGUUUCAGCUUGGGGUUCUUCUUUGCUCGCUUUGCGGGGCAACCCUGGCACAGGUGUCGAACCAUCGGGUUGGAGACGGGUCUUCAGAACUCCCAGCUGUGCAGCACCAUCGUCCAGCUGUCCUUCAGCCCUGCUGAGCUGGAGGUCAUGUUUUCAUUCCCCCUCAUCUACAGCAUCUUCCAGUUGCUGGUGUCCGUCAUAUCCGUUGGAGGCUACCAGUUGUAUAAGAGGUAUCGAAAACCUGGCUCAGAUGAUGCCGACAGUGAGUCUCCAGCCCUGGAAGCUGGUGAAUCAGCAAAAAAGAACAUACAUGCUGUGGAAAAUGGUGGCUUUGAGUUUGACGACAUUAGCAAGAGCGGAGAGAAGAAUAGCGACGUAAAGAACGCCACCCAGCUGUGAGUUUACAGAACCUGCUAAUCCCAGACAUUGGACUUUCAGUAAAACCACUCAGGGCCAUAGACCCUCUGAAGACAUCGGAACUCCACACUGUGAGCACACAGUGAACUCUGCAGGCCGGAGGUGUGCACUACACGUGCCGUUCUGUUCGACUUUGGAAAAUACUUCACAAGAACACGGGUUCCCAAACGUCUUCCCUAGUAUGACAAAUAACUGACUCUCACACUGUAUCAUAUUAUGUCUUGUAUUGAGAUGCCUUCCUUUACAUUAAUUUAUUCAUAUAUUAACAUGUGCAACCACUUACAUUCUUUGGAACGCAUGUUAUGUGCAUGUUUCUUGAUCAAUUGUAGAUAUUUAGCUACAGUCGUGUUUUUGAAUGAUGGAAUUAAAUGUGUGUCACAUUCAUAAUUGAUCUGAUAAGACACAUUAUUGUGUCAAGAUGAGGAGAAUUAUGAACACUGCUGAGAGACAACCUUUCCACGUCCUAAAACCUACUAAAAGAGCCUACUGCUUUUUUGUUUGAAAGAUAGUUAUGUAUGUUUUUUUAAUACUUGAUUCUGAUAGCUGGUGAAAUCAGUGGUAACUACAAACCAUGUUUGGAACUGGGGCCCCAACGCAAACUCCUGUUACGUUUUCAUUUCUAAAUAGAAGUACAGUAGGGGUAAUGGGGCACAGCAGAAUUUUGAAUUUUGAAACAUGUAAGCUCUAAGUCAUUUUUAUGGUUUAACAUAUCCUUCCAAGAUUGAACAACAGGAGUAUACUGGAAUGCUGAUAUCAUUCUGAGACAUAUUUGCUAAUUUAUGAGUCCUCUGUAUAAAUGUGCAAUGAGAAAAAACUAUGAAUACACAUUUCC